AGACCACUCCGCGCCAAGCGUGCCAAAGUUGACUUUGAAGGCUUCGAGGUUGGCCGUGUUAUCGGGCAGGGCGCAUUUGGCGUCGUCUACAUUGCCAACGAGGUGCGGCGGAAUAGGAUAGUGGCAAUCAAGCAGCUGCGCAAAACAGACCUCCUCCGCAUGGGCCAGGAGGGCCAUGUUUGCGCUGAGAAAGACUUGCUGCGCACUGCAACAAACAUGCGCGGUGUACGCUGGAUACCCUCGCUUCACUGCGCUUUCCAAGACCGGGAUCACCUCUUCCUGGUGCUCGAGUACAUGGGCGGCGGCGAUCUGUUGACGCUCCUCAUGGCGCGCGGGUGUCUUCCUGAGGACGAGAUGAGAUUCUACGCCGCCGAGAUGAUCCUUGCGCUCCAUCAGGUCCACAAGCUCGGCUACAUCCACCGAGACGUCAAGCCGGACAACUUUCUGUUCACCCACCAGGGUCACAUACGUGUUGCCGACUUUGGUCUUGCCACCGACCUCCACUGGUCGCACGACUCGAGCUACUACGAGCACCAGCGGCGUGCUGUCCUCAAACGCCAUGGCGUGCCGCUUUCACGACCUGCCUUCGGGAAUCGCCGGAGGCGGCUCGAGCUCGCACCAAAUGCGCCACCAGGAUGGGCCGAGAAGCCCAAGCUCAUGAGUUGGCGCAAGCAGCGCCGUCGCAUGGCCUACACGAUCUGCGGAACCAACUCGUACAUGGCCCCAGAAGUGAUACGCGGUGCGGGCUACGGGUUUGGGGCGGACUGGUGGGGCUUGGGUAUCAUCGUGUACGAAGCAUUGUACGGGUCAGUUCCCUUUAUGGGCAACUCGCGGGAAGCGGCGCGCCAAAAGAUUCUCGACUGGAAGCAAAAUCUCAAGUUUCCCAGGUCACCGCGCGCGUCGGUCUUAGCUAUGGACUUUAUCAAGAAGCUGCUGUGCGAGCCAGAGGACCGGCUUGGGUACAUUUCUCAGUCCAAGCGGCGCGGGUCAUUUUCAGCAGUGCCACUCCUGGACGAUCCGCCACUGGGAAGCGACGGCGUGGAGCAGCUCAUGAAUCACCCCUGGUUCUUUGGCAUGGAUUGGCAGACGCUGCACGAGCAGCUCCCACCAUACCAGCCCAAUCUCGAGGCGCCUGAUGACACGCAGCACUUUGACGAUGACAUUCCCGAUGAG
This is a messenger RNA of Cutaneotrichosporon oleaginosum, 1173 nucleotides long. RefSeq lists its product as uncharacterized. The record is from RefSeq and is a predicted model, not a curated record. Gene Ontology annotation, molecular function: ATP binding; protein serine/threonine kinase activity. Gene Ontology annotation, biological process: intracellular signal transduction; peptidyl-serine phosphorylation. NCBI's taxonomy places the organism in Eukaryota, Fungi, Basidiomycota, Tremellomycetes, Trichosporonales, Trichosporonaceae.